Epinephelus moara (kelp grouper) is the source of this 1808-nucleotide messenger RNA. Its product is annotated as endonuclease domain-containing 1 protein-like. Bases 1 to 912 code for a protein of 303 amino acids. The transcript is spliced from 2 exons. Gene Ontology annotation, molecular function: hydrolase activity; nucleic acid binding; metal ion binding. The record is from RefSeq and is a predicted model, not a curated record. NCBI's taxonomy places the organism in Eukaryota, Metazoa, Chordata, Actinopteri, Perciformes, Serranidae.
AUGUCUCAAAGGAAGAUGCUGCAAUUAUCAGCAGGAGCUGUGUUUCUGCUCCUAUCCUGUUUUGGUGACGUGGUCUUUGGAGAGAUUGGCAACAGCUUCUCCAAGUGCCACAGUUUCUUUUAUAAAGGAACUCCUCCAACAGGUAUCAGUGCAGCAGGAUACCAGCCAAUAUGCCAGCGCUACAAAAACCAGUACCACUUUGCCAGUUUGUAUCACCGUCAGCAUCGUGCACCUUUGUACUCUGCGUACAUACUCAGUCCUGCAGAUGGCAAACGACCCAUUUCAUCAUGGAAGUAUGAACCACAGUUGGCGUUUUCCCGUGCCAGCCCAGAGAUGCAACAGUUCCAAUACCCCGUGGACCAGAACGUGAUUGAGAGCCAGGCGGUGCUUGACGACUACAAGAACUCCAAGUUCACCAAGGGUCAUCUCAACCCCAGCUCACACCAGAAGACAAAAGAGGACCGAGAGGCCACCUUCACCCUGACAAACAUUGUCCCUCAGCAGCAAGGCUCCAACUCUGGCCCCUGGAGUGAUCUGGAGAAUGAGGUGUUAAGAAAAUUCAAGGCCUUCUGCAAAGGGUCCAUGUUUGUGAUCACCGGAGCCAUGCCUUACAAGUCUGGGCCCCGCUGGAUCAAAAACAGGGUGGCUGUUCCCGAGUACAUGUGGUCUGCCUACUGCUGCCCAUCCUACAGAUCUGACCUUCAUGAAUCUGUCAAGCCCUUUUUCCCCACAUACGCUGCAGUGGGAAGAAAUGACCGCAACAGUGGAGAGGAGAUUGUGCCGGUUGAUGUCAAGGCAAAGGCCUCGGUGAAGGGCUAUGAUGUGAAGCGGAUGUCCUUAGAGACACUGGAGGGCAUCCUGACACAAAGGCUGGCCAUGCCCAUCAGUCUGUUUAAAGGGCAGUGUGGGUGAGACGCUCUAGUUAACCAGCACACAGUUCAUCCAUCAUAGCCAGGGUUCUUCUGAGGUAGUGUCUACUCAAUGUCUUAAAGGGACACCAAAAAUUCAUACUUUCCCUCUUAUUUGCAGUGCUAUGAAUAUGGACAGUUUUGGUGUCAGCUGCUGAGUGUUGGAGAUAUCAGCCAUAGAGAUGUCUGCCUUCUCUGGAUUAUAAUGGAACUAGAUGGCGCUCAGCUUGUGGUGCUCAAGGCGCCAAAAAAAAAAAGCAAUUUAAAAUCGUAACAGCAAUGUCUCUUUCCAGAAAUCAUGACCUGGUUACUCAAGAUAAUCCACAGACCUUGUUGUGAACAGUUUCAUGUAGGAACUCUUUACUUUACCACACAACACCUGCCAACUGUAUCACUACGCAGAAGGAAGCGUGCAUCUACUCAUGGACAAGAGGCUCGUGCUCACAAUGGCUCCUCCUCAGCUGAGCUGUAACAGUAGCUAGCUCAGUGUUGCUGGGUGAGCAAGCAGUAGAUGCACGCUUUGUUCUGCACAGUGAUAAAGUUGGUGGUUCGGUAACUGCUCAUAUCAAGGUCUAAUGAUUAUCUUGCAUAAUCGGGUCAUGGUUUCACAAUUUCCCCCUGAGGAUCAAUAAAGUAUUUCUUACUCUGGUUCUAAUUCUGGAAAAAACAUUGCUGUUGAGUUUUUCAAAUAUAUUGUUUUGUCACUAUAAGCUCCGCAAGCUGAAUGCCAUUUAGUUCCAUUAUAUUUGAGAUGGCAGACAUCUCUACAGCUGAUAUCUCCAACACUUUGCAGCUCACACCAAAACAACCUAGACUGAUAAAUAGAAGAAAAAUUUGUGUUUAAUUUUGGGGUGAACUGUCCCUUUAGAAUGACUCCCUCAUGCUUUAGCUACUGUAUGA